AUGGAUAUUCCUCCCAAGUGGAACUUUGCAGAUGCCGGAAUCCGGAAAAACCGGGUGGAUCACGAUCGCCUCCGCCUGCUACAGGUUCCCAAAUAUUCCUGUGUCUACCUGCCGAAGCACAAAGUUGGGGAGUACGAAGUGGAGAACGACGUGAACUUCGACUUCCUCCUUGGGUUUCUGGCCUGCUUCGCAGCCAACAUGCCCACUCAGGGGGAGAUGAUGGUUCUGCUGGCCGGCCUCAUCGACGAGAACGGCCAAAGACUGAAGAAAAAGACGAGCUCUUCCAAGAAGGUCGCCACCAAGAAUCCCGAUGAGAUGGAAACCCAAAUUGAAGGCGACCCCCCGCCUUCAGAGCAUGAGGGUGGGGAGGAGGAAAAAAAAACGGACGACGAAGAGGUGCUUCCGCACCAUGGGGACGAGCCUUUCUGCAACCGUGGGACAAUGGAUGAUGAGGAGAGCAAGCAGAAGGAAGGAGCGGAAGAGGAAGAGAAGGAAACCGACCCGAUAGUUUAUCCGGAUGAGGAGACGGAGCACGAGGCUGAAGACGAUGAAUAUGUAGGAGACGAAAAGAUCCGGAAGGAGAAAGAAGGAGGGAAGGUUGUUCCGGGUUGUUCCGUACCUGGACAGUCCUAG
Molecule: messenger RNA, 633 nt
Organism: Symbiodinium necroappetens
Lineage: Eukaryota; Dinophyceae; Suessiales; Symbiodiniaceae
Source: the annotation of a GenBank genome assembly